This is a messenger RNA of Solanum stenotomum, 1386 nucleotides long. Its product is annotated as E3 ubiquitin-protein ligase CIP8. Gene Ontology annotation, molecular function: ubiquitin protein ligase activity. Gene Ontology annotation, biological process: protein ubiquitination. Gene Ontology annotation, cellular component: cytoplasm. The transcript has a single exon. Bases 87 to 1220 code for a protein of 377 amino acids. Lineage: Eukaryota; Viridiplantae; Streptophyta; Magnoliopsida; Solanales; Solanaceae. The record is from RefSeq and is a predicted model, not a curated record.
AUGGGUAUUUAGAAUAGCAAAUGAAAUAAGAGUACUUAUUAGUCCUCUUUUCUGCUUUUUGUUCCCCCCACCAAAAGUCUCCAACAAUGGCCGAGACCCCUUCAGUCCCUGCACCAACCGGGUCGGAUCCUGAUUACUGGUGCUACCAGUGUGAGACACGGGUUGCCGUCGAAACCCUACCCGAUCUCCCCGCCGAUGUCAUUUGCAGCAACUGUAAGAGUGGCUUCGUUGAGUCCAUACCCUCUCGUGUUGUUUCUGUCUCUCCGGUGACGGCUUCGACUGAUCAGAUCGAUGACCCUGCUUUCGGCAAUCAGUUCAUCCAGGUUCUUCGCCUCAUAGCUGAGGCGGCGCGUGACAACGACGCGCCCCCUCCCCCGCCUUCUGAGCACGCUGAUCCUUCCGAUGACGAUUUCCUCCGUGUCGAGCUGGACGGUUGGGGAAACGACGAGGAUGAUGAUGAUGAUGAAGAGGAGGAGGAGGAGGAGGAUAAUGGAAUCGGGGUUAGAAUUGGCGAGGACGGAGAAAAUCGCGGGAAUCGAAGCCAAUCUGAGGAUGACGACGACGAUGAUGAUGAUGUUGAUGAGGAUGAAGAAGUCGAGAAUCGGGAUGAUGAUGAAGAGGAUCUUCGGAGAAGGCGGAGGGAUGUCCUACGUCUCCGGCUACGUGACUUCGCCGCCAGAGCUGCCAAUCGGCGAAACCGGAUUCUGGAUUGGGCAGAGAUUCUGAUGGGACUGGAAGACCACUCUAUUGAGCUCCGAUUUCAAGUUCCUGAUGGCGAUGACUACAUCGGGAACCCUGGAGACUAUGUGGACGCAGCGGGUUAUGAAGCUUUACUGCAAACCCUAGCCGAGAGUGAUGGUAGCGGAAGACGAGGAGCUCCACCAGCUUCCAAGAGUGCAAUUGAGGGUCUUAAUACAUUGGUGAUCAAGGAAGAGCACGAGGUAAUGGCAUGUGCCAUUUGUAAAGAUGUAGUGAAUGUGGGCGAAAUGGCAAAGAAUUUGCCCUGUGGGCAUGGUUACCAUAAUGAUUGUAUAGUUCAGUGGUUGGGUUCGAGGAAUUCUUGUCCAGUAUGUAGGUUUGAAUUGCCCACAGAUGAUCCUGAAUAUGAAGAGGAGCGCAAGAAGCGAGGAGCAUGUGUUACUAGCAGUGGUUCUUCGAGCUCAAGUGAGGCGCCAGGUGCUGCUGCUGCUGAUGAUGAUAGUAGUCCUAGUUGCCUUUGAUUGCUGCUUUGUGGUAAACUCAGCCAUUGGCAUUCUUUUUAGCUUUGUCUCUUGCUUCUUUUUUGGUAUUUGGUGAUUGUUUUCCAGUGUAAUUCCACCCUCUCCGGUUUUCUUGAAUGUAAUAAUCUGUUUAUCUUAAUGCUGGUAUGAAUUUGCCAUUUGAGUA